GGAUGGUCUAAGCCUGCUGAUUGUCCCCCACGAUCGCCUCGGCCCUUGAACGUGGCAAAGCGAGAAGCGAGAGAUUAUUUGUUUGCGACGCCUCGCAGGGCGGCGUAAGCGACAGAAAAAGGGAGAAGGUUGAGAAGGGGCGAGUGGUGAGGCUGCGAGGCUGAGCGGCGCUGUUAUGCAUGCGCGCCAGGAGCGGUGAAAGUGCCGAUUGCCUCUCGAGGACGGAUGGAAUGCUUAUUGAUGGUCCUUUUUUUUUUCGCUCAGCACAUCCAUCACACACCCUCCCAUCGCUCUCCCAAAUCAAACCCGCGCGCGCGCCCGCAGCGGAUGUCGCGGCCACCAGCCCCAUCACAGCGCCUAGCAAACACCCGUCCAAUCGCACCGACUGCCCGCCUAAAACUGGAAUCGCUGACAGCCAUGUCCUGUCGCACACAUGCCCGCUGAUCAAGGGGACCGGCCGUGGUGUGACGGAUGUCUGUGCCCCAUGCGCCGCCGCUGCCCUCCGAUCCCUCCCAGGGUUGCCGCAUCUCACUUGGAAGCUGGAAGCCUCUCGCCCUUCUUCCUCCGCCGCCCCCCAGCCCCGCCAGCCCUCAGCCUCGUGUCGUUGCGUCCUGAUCGCCCAGGAGUGCCACCCGCGCCUUGCCCGAAAUAUCCCUCAUGCGUCGACAAGUCCCCAUUUGUCCCGGCCCGCUGACUGCCUUCCAGGAUCAGGGAUCACCUGAUGAAGUGGUCCGCUCCAGUGCGGGGCAAGCGGCCAUACACGCCCUAGGGGUCUCCGUCGUCCUGCGCCAAUCGUCCCUUGCCCUGCCUCGCAAGCUAGCCCUUUCUGCUCCACGUGGAGUCC
Messenger RNA from Aplosporella prunicola CBS 121167, 844 nucleotides. RefSeq lists its product as uncharacterized. The transcript has a single exon. The record is from RefSeq and is a predicted model, not a curated record. The coding region runs from base 180 to 722 and encodes 180 amino acids. Lineage: Eukaryota; Fungi; Ascomycota; Dothideomycetes; Botryosphaeriales; Aplosporellaceae.